Messenger RNA from Gracilinanus agilis (Agile Gracile Mouse Opossum), 2067 nucleotides. RefSeq names its product zinc finger protein 184-like. The transcript is spliced from 4 exons. Gene Ontology annotation, molecular function: DNA-binding transcription repressor activity, RNA polymerase II-specific. Lineage: Eukaryota; Metazoa; Chordata; Mammalia; Didelphimorphia; Didelphidae. The record is from RefSeq and is a predicted model, not a curated record. Bases 75 to 983 code for a protein of 302 amino acids. Gene Ontology annotation, biological process: negative regulation of transcription by RNA polymerase II.
UAGGUCCACUUGCACCCCAGCUUCUGAAGGGCAGCCGAAGAGACCCUGCAGUGACUGAAUCCCAGGAAGCAUCGAUGACCUUUGAAGAUGUGGCUGUUUACUUCACAUGGGAAGAAUGGAGGCAACUGGACUUUACUCAAAGGGCCUUAUAUAGGGACGUAAUGCUGGAGAAUUAUAGAAAUGCAGUCGCAACAGGCUUUAAGGGACCCAAGCCUUACUUGAUCUCACAGCUGGAACGAGGAGAGAUGCUAUGGAUUCUGGAUCUACGGGAGACAGAGACCACUGAGGCCAGAAGAGGUACUUGGCCAGAUGGCAAGACUGAGAACAAAGAGUCUAGGCCCAAGCCGGGCACUUCUGAAGAUGCGACGUCACAGGGACGAUUGUUUAGAGAGGGGCAACGGGAGAACUUGAAUGGGAACUCAGCCAGAUGUCAACAAGAAAAUGUUGUCUGUGGAAGCAGCCCCAGAGAAACAGACCCCUCCAGAGAGGGUGGCCCGAGUGGGGAUCCACAAGAAAAGUCCUAUAAAUGUAACCAAUGUAAGAAAGCCUUCAGGUGGAAGUCAAUGCUCAUCCUCCACCAUAGAAUUCACAGUGGAGAGAAACCUUAUGUAUGUAAUGAAUGUGAGAAAGCUUUUAGUCGCAGCUCAGACCUGACUAAUCAUAAGAGAAUUCAUAGAGGAGAGAAGCCUUAUGAAUGUAAUGUGUGUGGGAAAAGUUUCACAUGGAGCUCAAACCUUAUUAACCACAAGAGAAUACAUAGUGGAGAAAGGCCUUACAAAUGUAAUAUAUGUGGGAAGUCUUUCACUCAGGGCUCAAUCCUAAUAAAACACCACAGAGUUCACAGUGGAGAGAAACCCUAUGAAUGUACUGAAUGUGGGAAGGCCUUCAGCCAGAAAGGAAACCUUAGUAAUCAUCAGAAAAUUCACACCAGAAAGAUCAUUGUUGUGAGCCCUAAGAAAACAACCACCCCAGAAAAUCAGUGAAGCCUCUCACAGUUACUGUGGCACAAAUCCAGGGUAAAACUUGGCUAGUCCAAGAAGUUUUUCUACAUCUCCUGGCCUAGAAAGUACCUCACUUAAUUUAUUCUGAUUGACUUCUUCAGAGAGGAUACUCUGGUUGGAACUCUCGAUGCCCUUACCUCAUGAUUCCUUUAUCACACUCUGAUUUUUCAAGCCCUACAGCUAAUUUGACCCGAGGCCAAAAUAAUAGGACUGAAAAUGGCCUGUAUGUCUCAGCAAUCCUGUUUUUCCACAGAAAUGUAGAUGAAUUGACCUCAAACUUUUGCUUACACAGAUCUUUCAGGAAAAAAGGAAAGAAGGAAAUGUUUUCCAUUUGUUAUUUAGUAUUCAAACCCUUAAGCCAUUUGCCCUCUCCAGGCCUUAAUUUCCUCAUCUGUAAAUGGUAAUUACAUUAUUUUCACUAGUUGCCUCUCGGGGCUAUGGUUAAGAAAAGUGAUGAAAUCUGGUCUCUGAUACUUCCUAGCUGUGUGACCCUGGGCAAGUCACUUAAACCCCAUUGCCUGGGUUCUUCUGCCUUGAAACCAAUGAAUGCACAGUAUUCAUUCUAAGACAAGGUUAAGGGUUGUUAAAAAAAAGUGGCAGAGAACUAGGAACGGUGAAGUUAUUUUUCUUUUCUAAAAUUUUUCUUUAUUAAAUUGCAUUUUGGGGGGGGUGUUAGUUUCCUUCACACCCACCCCUACUUUUGGGGAGAAAAGAGAGAGGACAAAAUCCUUGUGACCAAUAUUUAGAGUCAAGCAAAAUACCUGCAAUUACCCCCAAAAUGCCUUCUGUCCCAUUCUAUACCCUGAGCCCAUCAUAUCUCCAGAGCCAUGUGGACAACCUGCUCAGUCAUUGGUCCUCUGACUGAGGAUUGGUUGGUUAUUGUGUGGAUCAGAGUUCUUAAUUCUUUCCAAGUUCUUUGUCUUUACAGUAUUGUUGUCAUUGUAUAAAUUGUUCUUCUGGUUAUGCUCACUUCACUGUAUCUGUUCAUAAGGUCCAAAACCGCUCUUUGUAAUUUCCUACAGUACAGUAAUGCAGUAUUAAAAAUUAAAGAUCAUUGAAUUCAAAA